Solanum pennellii is the source of this 615-nucleotide messenger RNA. RefSeq lists its product as uncharacterized. The record is from RefSeq and is a predicted model, not a curated record. The transcript is spliced from 3 exons. Lineage: Eukaryota; Viridiplantae; Streptophyta; Magnoliopsida; Solanales; Solanaceae. Bases 1 to 615 code for a protein of 204 amino acids.
AUGGCACGAAAAAUUUAUGAAGGAUAUUGUAACAAAGAAAAGGGUAGUGACCUUAAAGACGAUGGUAUAUUCCAAGAUUGUAGCGCUAUUGCUACAAGGUCCCUUGUGCAAAAGAAGGAGGAUCCUAGUGCCUUUACUAAUCAAUGUAUCAUUGGGUUGUUGCAUUUUUCUAAUGCGUUGUGUGAUAUUGGUGCUAGAAUAAAUCUGAUGUCAUUAUCUAUUUACAAGAAGUUGGGUCUAGGAGAUCCAAAAUUGAAUCUGAUGCGGUUGCUCAUAGCCGAUAUAACUGUGAAGAGAUCCAUCGGUUUUGUCUAUGAUGUACUUAGGGUUGUUCACGAUAGACUUCCUCACUCCAAAAACUUUUAUCCCAGACCUUCUUUUCCUGAUAUCCAGUUUGAAGAGAACAAUAUGCAUCCCCAGAGUGUUGCAGAUGCAAAACAAUUUCUUAAGGACGCUGAAGUAUCUCUUAAAGCAAAAGAGAUUGCUACUUCAGAUAGCGAAGAUGAAGAAAACAACUCUUCCGAUCAAUCAGCGCCUUCAUCACCUAAUUGUAUUGAAGAUGGUGCAAAUUGUAAUUGCAUUGUUGAAGGUCUAAUCCCAACCAAGUACCUCUAA